Messenger RNA from Aspergillus glaucus CBS 516.65, 2515 nucleotides. RefSeq names its product alkaline phosphatase. Gene Ontology annotation, molecular function: alkaline phosphatase activity. The coding region runs from base 387 to 2339 and encodes 650 amino acids. Gene Ontology annotation, biological process: dephosphorylation. Lineage: Eukaryota; Fungi; Ascomycota; Eurotiomycetes; Eurotiales; Aspergillaceae. The transcript is spliced from 2 exons. The record is from RefSeq and is a predicted model, not a curated record.
CCCUAACCAACAUUCAACAGAGCAUUAGUAUGAUUCGGCUAGAAGUGCGCGAUAAACGCAAUUAACCGAAAUUUCCCCUUAAUCGAGACAUAAACCACUGCGACGCUGAAAUACGACUUGAUGACAUCUGCCUUGGCACCCUCCGCCAUGGCUCUUGGCUCCAGCACGUGGUGGACGAAACCAUCGUCAAUUCGCUUCCUUGCAAAUGGCAGUGUAUAGAUAGCAAUUUCCAUUCCUUUGAUGGAAUGUGCCUAGACUGGAAAUUCUACUAAUUUCAGCUCCUUGGCAGUGCUUAAAGCAAUGAUAAAAAGGCGACGGAGGUCCCGGAGUACUACUCCUCCUGAUUGAGGAGUUCAUCCACCAGCCAGUCUGAUCAAUCCAUCGUGAUGAGGAUUCUCUGGAUCUCAGGUGUUGCGCUUUUUGCGCCGGCUACUGUUCUAGCGCAGACCUUCCAGCGCUUGGGUGGUUGUCCUACAUUGGGGUGUGUCUUUCCUCCGGACCAGGCGGAUUUCCUGGCCGGGCAGUACUUUGACAUUCGACUGGAGGUGCAUUCGCCUGUUAAUGGCUCGGAGGCUCGAAAGGGCGAGCCGGAUCCGGACUUUAAGUUCACCAUUGCCAAAAAGGGUGAGCAGUCUAAGGCAGCGAUGGAGUACUUUGAUGUUGAGGAGCCUGAGCUGGAACGAUGGGACUUUUCGUGGUAUGAAGACCUGUUCGCAGAAGAUGCAGGAAAGGCUUCCCUCGUCAACGUGACUUCCAAGGCAUACCGCAGAAUUGCACUCAACGAGCCUGGCGAGUACGAAGUGACCCUGACAUACUAUGGAGACCAAACAACAACAGCCACCUGGACAGUCCGCGACCUUCCCACCAAGCGACGUGCAAAGAACGUCAUCUUGUUUAUCGGCGACGGCAUGACCACCAACAUGAUCACUGCAGCUCGUCUGAUUUCCCACCGCAGCAUCAACGGCAAGUACAUGACCAAGAUGGCGAUGGACAAGUUCCCGGUUCUGGGCCACCAGAUGACCCAUUCGAUGGACUCGUUCAUUACGGAUAGCGCCAACUCAGCUACGGCGCUGUACACUGGACACAAGACAACUGUCAAUGCAUUGGGCGUGUAUGUCGACUCGUCCGAGGAUGCCACGGAUGACCCCAAGUUCGAAAACAUCGUGGAGAUCUUCCGUCGUCGGUAUCCCGAUGCUGGUGUUGGUAUUGUCUCCACGGCGUUUCUCGCGGAUGCCACCCCAGCUGGUUUGACUGCUCACACUGCAGACCGAAGCGAGUACGAUCACGUCAUCAAUGCAUUCUACGAGGGCUUAACCGAGUAUGACUGGACAAAAUGGGGCGGACCAGACGUCCUCUUCGGUGCUGGAGCCGAGAACUUCCUCGAAAGCCAGGACGCCUCGCGCGACUACUACAAUCUAUUCGCAGAGCAGGGCUACAACGUCCUCUGGAACAACACAGCCCUACACUCUGCCCCAAACGACACCAGAGCUCUUGGCGUCUUCCAGACCUCAAACCUGGCAACAUGGCUCGACCGCAACGUCUACCAGUCCAACCUGCUCAACCAGAGUAACUACCCCGACGGCUCUGGUCGCGAUGCAAAGGAUCUCCCAGGCCUGAAGGACAUGACCCUAAAAGCCAUCGAUGUCCUGAACGCGCGCCACGAGAAAGACGGCUGGUUUCUCAUGUCCGAGGCAGCGAGUAUCGACAAGCAGAUGCACUCGCUAGACUACGACCGCUCGCUCGGCGAACUGCUCGAACUCGACGAUACCGUCCGCGCAACAAUCGAAAAACUAGACGCCCUCGGCGAACUCGAAGAUACUUUGAUCCUCGUAACCGCAGACCACGGCCACGGCUUCGACGUCACUGGCUCCGUCGACACAGAGUAUCUCAACGCCCAGAAAGACGACCGCUCCAAGCGCCGCGCAGUCGGGUACUACGAAAACUCAGGUCUCUCAGAGUAUACCAUGGGUAAUGGCGGAAGCAACCUGCGCUACUCCGAAGGUGUACAUUUCCCCUCGCGUUGGGAUCCGCGAUACUCCCUGCACGCUGGCGUUGUGGCAUUCCCGGAUCACCGUGAGAACUACCAAGUUCACGCAGAAGGCCCGCGCACUCCUGCGAAUGGCCCCGUGGCUAACUAUAAGGAUGCAGUUACUGGAUUCCUUGUGAACGGGACGUUGCCGGUGGAUAGUGACCAGGGUGUGCACUCGUUGACGGAUGUGCCUGUGUUUGCGCAGGGGCCGUGUCAGGAGUUGUUUGGGGGGGUGUACAAUUCGGUUGAUAUUUUCUUUUAUAUGGCUGAGUGUCUUGGAUUGGCGAAGGGUCCGGGAAAAGAGCAUUAGAAUUCAUUCCGUGAUGUAUGUAUGUGUCUUAGGGUUUGUGACCCUGGGCUUCAUAUGUAUCAUCGAGAUAAAAUCAUUUAUUUUCUUGUCAAAUGUUGAUUGGGGGUUUGAUUUAGAUGUCUUUCCAAAAUGAGAAAAGACGAUAUUCUUAAGUAUACAACAACACUCAAGUGCCU